CGCUUUUGAAUUUACUUCCAAGUUCCCAAGUCAACAGCAAGAGUCAGCGUUUCAUCCACACUAGUGCGGACUGCGGAGAGAUAGAAAACACAGAAAAAACAAACAAGAAACAGAAGCAGAGUACCCUCUGCGACUGAGAAAGCAGCCUAUGGCAACAGAAUCGGAAUCGGGAAGUGAAGCAAUAAUUAAAUAUGGGAUAAUCGGAGUUGGAAUGAUGGGAAGAGAACAUCUCAUCAACUUGUAUCAUCUCAGGAACCAAAGGGUCGCUGUUGUUUGCAUUGCUGAUCCACACCUCCCUUCCCAGCAACUUGCCCAAAGUUUAGCUGAUUCUUAUGGCUGGCCGAUCAAGGUAUUUUCUGGGCACAAGCAGUUGCUGGAGAGUGAGCUCUGUGAUGUGGUGGUUGUUUCGACUCCAAAUAUGACUCACUAUGAAAUUUUGAUGGAUAUUAUAGAUUACCCGAAACCCCAUCAUGUUUUAGUGGAGAAGCCUCUGUGUACCACUGUUGCGGAUUGCAGAAAGGUCAGUGCUGGAAAAAGGUUCAUUCUAAUAUCUCAUUUUUUGUUGUCUACACAAGUGAUGACUAAUUUUCCACUAUUAGUUUUGAGUAUUGAGCAUAUUAAGUACUCAAACGUGCACUCAUUAAUUGAAUGUCUUCCUAUCAUAUUUACUGAUUGUCUCUUUUCCGGCCAUUAUUUGCACGAUUUAUUUGUUAUCACGAGAGAACAUGAAUUACACCGAAAUAUUUUUCUGUUUAAUGCUGUCAAAUUGGAAUUUUGUAAUCCUUCAAGUUCAUAGUUACUCUCACAUUAUUUCAAUCAGCCAGUAUCUGCUUACUUUUUUAUAUUGUUUGUCUAUCUUCUCGGAAUAUUAUUCGAUCUGAAGGACCUCCUCCAUUAGAGGAUUUGAUGUUGCUAAUGUGCUCCAAAUCUUUUUUCUUUCAAUUCCCUAACCACAAUCAGCAUACCAUCCUUCUAUGCCUCAACUGUCUGUUUGUCAUUCGUUAUAAACCCCUUGCUUAUUUAUCUUGUGUCUUAAUCAACUCCAUUGGACAUUAACCCUCAUAUUUUCUGUCGUGCAUGCUUGAUUCAUUUUCAUGUCUUUAGCUGUUCCAACUUCCAAGUGCAUUUCUAAGAAUCCAUCGGAUCAGGUUGUAGAAGCGGCUAAGAGAAGACCAGAUAUGCUGGUUCAAGUCGGACUUGAGUAUAGAUACAUACCUCCAGUUGCUAAACUGAUAGAUAUUGUCAAGACUGGAACUCUAGGACAAGUCAAGAUGGUAGCUAUCCGAGAGCAUCGAUUCCCAUUUCUUGUGAAGGUGAAUAAUUGGAACCGUUUCAACUGUAAUUCUGGUGGUACUCUUGUGGAGAAAUGCUGCCACUUUUUUGAUCUGAUGAGGCUAUUUGUAGGUUCUAAUCCUGUUCGUGUAAUGGCAUCAGGAGCUAUUGACGUGAAUCAUAAAGAUGAAAUCUAUGAUGGAAAGGUUCCUGACAUAAUUGAUAAUGCUUAUGUAAUUGUUGAGUUCGAGAAUGGUUCCAGGGGUAUGCUCGACCUUUGCAUGUUUGCUGAAGGAAGCAAAAAUGAACAAGAAAUAUCUGUUGUGGGUGACAUUGGGAAGGGUGAGGCCUUUGUUCCUGAGAGCAUUGUCCGUUGGGGUACUCGAGUUGAUGGACGGGAUGGUGUGAAAACUUUGCAGGCUGCUGAUGACCGAAUAAAGUAUGAUGGACUGCAUCAUGGUUCUAGCUACUUGGAGCACAUGAACUUUUUGUGUGCCAUAAGAGCAAGAGCACAAGCUCCGGCUGUUGAUCUACAGGAUGGACUGAUAUCAGUAGCUAUUGGAGUCGCAGCACAACUUUCAAUUGAAAAGGGAAGAUUUGUCUCAAUUCAGGAGGUCUUAAAUCAAUAACACGUCUAUGAUUUGGAACUGGCAUAUCCAGCAACAGGAAGAAGUCAGAUUCUUUGAGCUUGGUUAUGUGAAGUUUCUUUUCUUCAUGUUUCUAUUUUUGUUAAAACACGAGACAUCAUAAUCCAUUCUUGCGACACUAUUUAUAAAGUUGGUGCAUUAAUUUUUAGCUUUUUGAAAAAGGGGCAUAAUGACGCUGCACAAGAUGAUGAAUUAAGUUUGAAGUGUUAUGACAUGAUGUUAAAAGAUCUACUGCAGCAUAUUUUGUACUGUUUACUGAGAAAAAUAGUCCACUAGAACCUACGAUGAAAGAAGGGAGUCAACAAAAUUCCACCCAUGUUCAUUUGGAGACAUACAUUAAAGGGCACGAG
Messenger RNA from Oldenlandia corymbosa var. corymbosa, 2269 nucleotides. Lineage: Eukaryota; Viridiplantae; Streptophyta; Magnoliopsida; Gentianales; Rubiaceae. The record is from the annotation of a GenBank genome assembly.